Molecule: messenger RNA, 570 nt
Organism: Coniosporium apollinis CBS 100218
Lineage: Eukaryota; Fungi; Ascomycota; Dothideomycetes
Exons: 2
Coding region: 1-570 (189 amino acids)
Molecular function (GO): protein binding
Source: RefSeq, a predicted model, not a curated record
AUGCCUAGCCCCUUCGAGAAUGACCCGGAAUUUUCCGACCUCGUCCUCCGUUACCAGGGCAAAAAGUUUUACGUCCACAAGUUUAUCCUCUCCUUUGAGUGCACCUGGUUUACUUAUGACCUCAAUGGCGAUUACAAGCAAGAAAUCGAGCUCGAAGACAAGAAUCCUGAAGGGAUCCAUCGCAUGCUAAUGUGGUUGUACAGCGGCACAACCUACCCCGUCGACUUCAGCAGUACUGCGGAAGACAUUCGUGUGUGGAUCGCAACGUGGGUUACUGCCGUCAGAUACGAUCUGGGCGAUCUUAUACAGGCACUAGAAUCUCCACUCGAAGAAUCCAAGCCAAGUGAAGCGGAAGAUCUCCUGCGCUUCGCCAAAAUGGUGUACUCCGCAACCGAUGAUCAGUAUCCUCGCAGGUUCAUUGCAGGCAUUUGCAAGUCAAUGCUUCCGGAACUGAUCUCCUGCGACGGCACCGGCCAAUCAUUCAAGGCGCUGCUCAACGAGUUCGAUGAUCUGUGGAUGGACUUAGCCAAGGCUGAUCAGCAUGAAUGGACUACUGAUGCUUCGGCUUGA